Falco peregrinus (peregrine falcon) is the source of this 1430-nucleotide messenger RNA. RefSeq names its product syndecan binding protein 2 (gene SDCBP2). Gene Ontology annotation, cellular component: cytoplasm; plasma membrane. The record is from RefSeq and is a predicted model, not a curated record. Bases 326 to 1216 code for a protein of 296 amino acids. Lineage: Eukaryota; Metazoa; Chordata; Aves; Falconiformes; Falconidae. The transcript has 8 exons. Gene Ontology annotation, molecular function: protein binding.
CAUGGGACAUCCCACUCCUGUGUCUGGGUGAUGCUGGAAUGGCCCCACUGGGCAGGUUGAUAGGGGGAGCAGGACCCACCACCAGCCAAGCGAUGCUCAGGGUACCUGUGCCUGGAACACUGCUGCUUGUGUCCCCACUGCUGGGAAGUGGCAGAGGUGGUGGCUCUGGUGACACAGCCAUGAGUCACGCUGGAGGCCCUGGGGUGACAGCCCAUCUCUGGCACGCGGAGCCAGGCACGCGGGCCAGGAGGGAUGCUCGGGGAGAGGUGCCCCAUUCCUGAACCACCCGUCCCCGUCCCCAGGCACAGCUGUGGCAGCAGCAGCAAUGGCAACACUCUACCCAUCCCUGGAGGACAUGAAGGGCCACCAGAUCUUGCAGGCGCAGGCUGCUGCUGGCGUGAAGACCCCUGCCACGACGGUGGUCACAGAGAAACCAAAGCUCGUCUCAGGCACCGGGCCGCCCGUGCUGUACCCCAACCUGGCUGAGCUGGAGAACUACAUGGGGCUCGCUCUCUCCAGUGAAGAGAUCCAGAAGAACCUGCUCCCGGAAAGCAGUACUGCACUGACCCCUGCUGGGCCCUCUCCGGGCCAGCUGGUCGCCCCCCUGAGUGGGAACAAUGCGGGGCUGCGUCGCGCAGAGAUCAAGCCAGGUGUGCGGGAGAUCCACCUCUGCAAGGACGAGCGGGGCAAGACGGGGCUGCAGCUGAAAAACGUCGACCAGGGCAUCUUUGUGCAGCUGGUGAAGGCCAACUCGCCGGCGGCGCUGGUGGGGCUGCGCUUCGGGGACCAGAUCCUGCAGAUUGAUGGCAAGAACUGCACGGGCUGGAGCAGUGACAAGGCGCAGCGGGUGCUGAAGAAGGCAUCCCCUGAGAAAAUCGUCAUGGUGGUGCGGGACAGGCCUUUCCAGCGCACCGUCACUGUGCAUAAGGACAGCACUGGCCACAUUGGCAUCGUGGUCAAGAAGGGGAAGAUUGUGUCACUGGCCAAGGACAGCUCUGCUGCCCGCAAUGGCCUCCUCACCCACCACUGCAUCUGCGAGGUGAACGGCCAGAACGUCAUCGGCAUGAAGGACAAGCAGCUCACGGAGGUGCUAGCAGGGGCCGGGAACGUGGUCACGCUGACCAUCAUCCCCACAGUGAUCUAUGAGCACAUGGUCAAAAGGCUCUCGGCGGGGCUGGUGAAGUCAGCCAUGGACCACUCCAUCCCUGACCUCUGACGUGAUCGCUGCUGUCCUGGGGAGCUGACGCUGGAAGCAUGAAGGGGCUGCUGAAGUACCCCUGCAGCAUCCCCGAAAGCAGCUGUUUUAGCACAAACCCCCUCAUCCCUACAGAGGCUGGUGGCUGCUGGGUGGUGUGGGGGAACUGCUGGCCUGGGCUGUCCCCUCCUCCUCCUCCUCAGCAGGGAUGGGGCAUGUGCCCUCCCCCUGUCCU